Entelurus aequoreus (snake pipefish) is the source of this 3894-nucleotide messenger RNA. RefSeq names its product neurotrophic tyrosine kinase, receptor, type 2a (gene ntrk2a). The record is from RefSeq and is a predicted model, not a curated record. Gene Ontology annotation, molecular function: ATP binding; brain-derived neurotrophic factor receptor activity; brain-derived neurotrophic factor binding. The coding region runs from base 288 to 2765 and encodes 825 amino acids. Lineage: Eukaryota; Metazoa; Chordata; Actinopteri; Syngnathiformes; Syngnathidae. Gene Ontology annotation, cellular component: axon; signaling receptor complex; plasma membrane. Gene Ontology annotation, biological process: multicellular organism development; positive regulation of kinase activity; protein phosphorylation. The transcript has 21 exons.
UAAAAUAUGUGUAUGAUUAUAAAACCUUCUGGGGAGAAUGUAUAUGUAUUGUAUAGUGUUGCAAAGCGGAACAAUAUGUUGCGAUGUUGCGCCCCUACGGACAGUAAACAUGAGAGAACAAGCAGGAAAGGAAGGAAAUAUGAGCGCGUUAUCUUCCGAUUUCCUGCCAAACGUGCUGCACUCCUCCUUCUCCUCCCCCUCCUCUUGAUUGGCAGCCGACUCUGUGGUGCUCAAGCCGCGCGGUGGCUGCUCCGGCGCGCCUUGGCUGCUGAGAUCCGCACCCGACAAUGAGCGCACUGGGAGCCGGCGGCGGUGAGCCUCCGUCGUCGCGGAGGACGAGUCGCGGGCGGUGGCGGACUUGGACGUGGAGCUGCUGGCUGAUGCUGGCGGGGAUGGCGACGGGCUCCGGGGACCUGUGGUUGUCCUCCGAGGCAUGCCCGCCCGCAUGCACCUGCAGCAGCCCCAGGAUCUCCUGCGUGGACCCGGAGAAGGGCAUCAGCGCCUUCCCCAUCCUGCAGAGCGAGGCGGAGAUGGAGAACAUCACCGACAUCUACAUCGCCAACCAGAGCAGCUUCUCCUCCAUCAACGACAAAGACCUGCACGACUACAAGAACCUCAGGAACCUAACGGUGACCAACAGCAGGCUGACGUACGUUUCCAAGCUGGCCUUUCAAAACAACAUCAAACUGCAGUAUCUGAAUCUGAAAGAUAACAACCUGUCGUCGCUCUCCUGGACGAUAUUCAGACACCUCAACAUCUCUUACCUGAUCUUGACAGGAAACCCUCUGCACUGCUCCUGUGAGAACAUGUGGAUCAAACGGUGGCUGGGAGAAGAAGCAGACACUCAGGAUCUGCGCUGCAUUGAGGACGGAGGAGGACGCAACCUGCUGUCCCGGCUCGUACUCGCUAACUGUGAGCUUCCCAUGGCGAGGCUGACCCCGUCCAGAGUGACCAAAAUGGAGGGCGCCAACGUGCAGCUGUCCUGUGUGACCUCGGGGGUGCCCUCACCGGACCUCAUCUGGAACAUGGCGCUGGCUACCAACUACGAGAUCGAGACGUCAGGUCAGACUUCCGUGCUGCGACUGUCCAACUUGUCGUCGUUGGACCAUAACAGCAGGAUCAGUUGCACGACAGAGAACAUAGUCGGCGAGCAGGAGUCCUCUGUAGUGUUGGACAUUCUAUUCCCUCCAAAUAUCACCAAACUGAGUGACGCCGUCAACGACCACCACUGGUGCAUUCCCUUUAGUGUCGCAGGCAACCCGGAACCUGAGAUCCAGUGGUUUCUGAAUGACAAAGCAGUGACUGAGGGCAAGUUCAUCAAGACCCUGAUCCACGACGUCACCGAGCGAGAGUAUCACGGUUGUCUGCAACUGGACAGUCCUACGCACCUCAACAACGGCCUCUACACGCUUGUGGCCAAAAACAAAUAUGGAACAGACCAGAAGCACCUAGAGGCCCACUUCAUGCACAGACCCUGGGACGGUGAGGAGUCACACUUUACAGGAACGGAGAAAGAAUCAUACUACUACGACUCCCCCAUAGAUGGGCCGACUGCAAACCCACCAGAGGACACAGUCGCUGUGUACGUCGUGGUGGGCAUCGCCGCCGUCGCCUUCUCCGGUAUCCUGCUCAUGUUGGUGAUCCUCAAGUUCGGCGGGAACUCCAAGUUCGGCAUCAAAGGACCGUCCUCAGUCAUCAGUAACGAUGAUGACUCGGCCUCCCCUCUCCACCACGUCUCCAACGGCAGCAACACGCCCUCUUCCUCCGACCUGGGCCCCGACGCCGUCAUCAUUGGCAUGACCAAGAUCCCCGUGAUUGAGAACCCGCAGUACUUCAGGAGCUCCAACAGCCUGCUCAAGACGGACACUUUUGUCCAGCACAUCAAGAGACACAACAUCGUGCUCAAGAGGGAGCUGGGAGAAGGUGCCUUCGGAAAAGUCUUCCUUGCCGAAUGCUACAACCUGUCACCUGACCAGGAGAAGAUACUAGUGGCCGUCAAGACGCUGAAAGAGGCAAGCGAAAACGCCCGGAAGGACUUCCACCGCGAGGCCGAGCUGCUGACCAACCUUCAGCAUGAGCACAUCGUCACCUUCUACGGCGUCUGUGUGGAGAGCGACCCGCUCAUCAUGGUGUUUGAGUACAUGAAACACGGAGACCUCAACAAGUUCCUCAGGGCUCACGGUCCAGAUGCAGUUCUCAUGUCGGAAGGCCAGACCACCAGACCUGUGGAGCUGACUCAGUCGCAGAUGCUGCACAUCGCUCAGCAGAUCGCGUCCGGAAUGGUCUACUUGGCAUCACAGCACUUUGUGCACCGCGACCUGGCCACCAGAAACUGCUUGGUGGGUGAGAACCUGCUGGUGAAGAUUGGGGACUUUGGCAUGUCCAGGGACGUCUACAGCACGGACUACUACAGGGUAGGUGUGGGGGGACACACCAUGCUGCCAAUCCGCUGGAUGCCCCCUGAGAGCAUCAUGUACAGAAAGUUCACCACGGAGAGUGACGUGUGGAGUCUGGGAGUGGUCCUGUGGGAAAUCUUCACCUAUGGCAAACAGCCCUGGUACCAGCUCUCCAAUAAUGAGGUGAUAGAGUGCAUCACCCAGGGCAGGGUGCUGCAGCGCCCCAGGACCUGCCCCAAGGAGGUGUACGACCUGAUGCUGGGCUGCUGGCAGAGGGAGCCCCACAUGAGACUCAACAUCAAGGAAAUCCACAGUCUGCUCCUCAACCUGGCUAAAGCCUCGCCCGUCUACCUGGAUAUACUGGGAUGAACACAGAUGACGUGUGUGUGUGCGUGUGUGUGUGUGUGUGUGUGUGUGUGUGUGUGUGUGUGUGUGUGUGUGUGUAAGGUGUCGCUGUACAAAAAACUUUUAAAGGCAAUCUCCCUUCCAUUUUACCUCCUCAUAUUCUUCCCGAAGAGACUUAUGAGGGAAAAAGCUCCUUUCAACCAAAUCACGACAAAACUUCAUGUUCCGUGACUCAACACUCCUUCACGGAACCCCCAAAAAAAAAAAAAGUGAGUCAUUUCAGCGACCAGAAUUGGCGACACGAGAGUGCUCCUUGGAGCGACAAGCUUCUCCUUGUAAAUAUGAAACUGUGGGACGGAUGGAGGGGUUGGUGGGUUUCUGCCAGAAUUUAUCUGGGUGUGGUGUCAAGCCCCUAAUGACACCAUGAAUUAACUUAACUCCCCACUUACAUGCGUCUCACAUUUCCAACGCUGAAAGAAACGAGGGAUUGUCCUUGAUGAUUCGGGACUACAAUUGAUUUCUUACUAUUUAUUCACGAUUCUAGUCCCACAAACGUGUAUUCCAAGGAUAAUCUCGUUAACUGUCAAACGUGAAGGGAAGACGAGAGGCCAGGACGGACAGGAAGGUCGGUCCGUGUACGUGGCCGCCGUUCGUUUUUCAAUUGGAAUAGGAAAAUAGUUUACCAUAAAAAUCCACUUUUCCUGUUUUUUAUUAUCAAACCAAAAAACGGAGUAGGAUCGGUCAGUGUUUGGACGUAUGGGUCGGGGGGUUUCCGCAACUUACUGCGAAGUUUGUUCUCCCGGGAUGCAAACUGACUUUUCUGGACAAGGCGUGAAGGUAGGAACAUGAUUUAAUCUUAACUCUCAAUUAGGUACUGACGGAACCAGAUUUUUUUACAUAUAUUCAUAUUUAAGUGUUACUUCUUUACUUCCAUAGUCAUAUUACAUAUUAUAUUAAAUAUUUGAGAAUAAACCACAAAAUACCAACUACUGCCUGGUGAUCAAUUUAAACUUCAGCUUAUGUGCCAUAAAAAGAACUUGGGAGUGACCAGCAACUUAAAAUCCCUGGGAGGAAGAGCUGGUCAACGCAACAAUACAAACAAAAAGGCGCACAAGGCGAAGGCACAACUUAGCGCAGGAAACAAAAGCUAACA